AGCGGCGCCCAUAUAACGGCGCUCGCCGCGCCCCCCCCCCGACACUCGGCGGUGGUCGCUGCACAGACCGGAUCCUUCUCGCUCUCGCGCCUCGCUCCGCUUCUCUGCAACCAUGUCUGACAAGCCCGAUAUGGCUGAGAUCGAGAAAUUCGAUAAGUCGAAAUUGAAGAAGACAGAAACGCAAGAGAAAAAUCCACUGCCUUCCAAAGAAACGAUUGAACAGGAGAAGCAAGCAGGCGAGUCGUAAUGAGGCGAGCGCCGCCAAAAUGCACUGUACAUUCCACAAGCAUUGCCUUCUUAUUUUACUUCUUUUAGCUGUUUAACUUUGUAAGAUGCAAAGAGGUUGGAUCGAGUUUAAAUGACUGUGCUGCCCCUUUCUCAUCAAAAAAUCGAGAACUACUGACAACGAAGGCCGCGCCUGCCUCUCCCAUCUGCCUGUCUGGCUGGCAGGGAAGGAAAAGAACUUGCAUGUUGGUGAAGGAAGGAGUGGGGUGGGACGACAGUGAAAUCUAGAGUUAAAACCAAGCUGGCCCCAAGGUUUCCUGCAGGCUGUAAAAUGCAGUUUAAUCAGAGUGCCAUUUUUUUUUUGUUCAAAUGAUUUUAAUUAUUGGAAUGCACAAUUUUUUUAAUAUGCAAAUAAAAAGUUUUAAAAC
Lemur catta (Ring-tailed lemur) is the source of this 653-nucleotide messenger RNA. RefSeq names its product thymosin beta 4 X-linked (gene TMSB4X). The record is from RefSeq and is a predicted model, not a curated record. The transcript is spliced from 3 exons. The coding region runs from base 113 to 247 and encodes 44 amino acids. Lineage: Eukaryota; Metazoa; Chordata; Mammalia; Primates; Lemuridae. Gene Ontology annotation, biological process: actin filament organization; regulation of cell migration. Gene Ontology annotation, molecular function: actin monomer binding. Gene Ontology annotation, cellular component: cytoplasm.